UAGAAGAAGAAAGGCGGAAGUGUGCCGUGUGUAAACAAUCGAGUCACCGAGUCACGACACGGACGCUCCUCCAGCUGAAGGUUUGACCGGUCACGUUUUAAAGGUUUGAGGCACCGUUACGUGAGGAGGACGUGUGACGUAGCGUGUGACGAGCCGUCCGCCAUGCCGUACCUGGGCAGCGAGGACACGGUGCGGGAGCUCAGGAGACAUCUGUCCAACCCCAACGUCCAGUCCGACCCGCUGCGCUACCGGAGCUCCAUCCUCAAAGUGAUCAGGGCCAUGUCCCAGGGUGUGGAUGUAGCAGGCCUGUUCAGUGAGAUGGUGAAAGCCUGUGCCACAGUGGACAUAGUCCAGAAGAAGCUGGUCUACGUCUUCCUGUGCUCCUAUGCCACUCUGAACCCAGAGUUGUCUCUGCUGGUCAUCAACACGCUGAGGAAGGACUGCCAGGACCCAAACCCCAUGGUGCGCAGCCUGGCCCUGAGGAACAUGGUCAACCUCAGGUUGCCCAGUCUGGCGGAGUACGUGGAGCAGCCUCUGAGCGCAGGACUGAGGGACCGAGCCGCUUGCGUGCGGCGGGUGGCCGUUCUCGGCUGGGCGAAACUGCACAAUCUCCAGCCCGCUUCUGAGAUCGAUGCAGCAGUGGUGAACGAGCUGUACGGCCUGCUGAGGGAUCCAGACCCGGUGGUGAUGGUGAACUGCCUGCGAGCGCUGGAGGAGAUCCUGAAAGAGGAGGGGGGGAUGGCGAUCAAUAAGCCCAUCACCCACCACCUCCUUAACAGGUUGGGGCAGUUGGAUGUUUGGGGUCAGUGCGAGGUGUUGAGGGUCCUCCAGCGGUACCGUCCCCAGUCAGAGAGCGAGCUGUUUGACAUCCUGUCCCUGCUGGACGCCUCCCUGGUCAGCCCCCACCCCCCGGUCAUGGCGGCUACCCUCAGCCUCUUCCUGGUCCUUUGCCCCGACCUGCCGGCCGUGAGCUUUGCGGCCCUGGAGCGCGUACGUGGACCCCUGCUGGCGGCCUGCGGCAGCGCGUCCAGGGAGACCAGGUUCACUGCUCUGUGCCACAUCCAGCUGCUGUUGCGUUCUCUCCCCGGCCUGAUGGGGGCGCACUACAAGCGCUUCUUCUGCGGUUACGCCGAGCCGGCCUACAUCAAGCAAAGGAAGAUGCAGGUGCUGGUGGAGCUGGUCAAUGACGACAACGUGGCCAUGUUGCUGGAUGAGCUGAGAGGAUACUGCACUGAUGUCAACGCCGACACGGCGCAGGCCGCCAUCUCCGCUAUAGGUCGCAUCGGGCGGAGCUACAGCGACCAGUGUCUGCAGAUCCUGACUGGACUGCUGGGGCUCCAACAGGAGCACAUCACGUCUGCGGUGGUGCAGACCAUGCGUGACCUGGUGUGGGUCUGUCCUCAGUGCAGCGACACCGUGUGUUCGGCGCUGGAGGGCUGCGAGGAGACGCUGCAGGACAGUCAGGGCAGGCAGGCCUUGCUGUGGCUGCUGGCCGUGCACGGGGAGCGAGUCCGCAGCGCCCCCUACACGCUGGAGGGCUUCAUCGAUGGAGUGAGGGGCGAGGCCUCUCCGGGAGUCAAGAUGGAGCUGCUGACGACCACCAUGAGGCUGUUUGUGUGCCGGCCCGCCGAGACGCAGGACAUGCUGGGACGCCUGCUGCACCACUGCAUUGAGGAGGAGACGGACAUGUGCGUGCGGGACCAGGCACUUCUCUACUACCGCCUGCUGCGUUGUGGUAUGGAGGAGACACGCAGGGUCCUCGGGGGUCGGAGGUCGGAGCCUUCUCUGGGCGUUUUGAUUGGCCGCCCCGCGGAGCCCAUCAGCCAGUGGGCCUCCAGCUUCAACACUCUGGAGCCUCUGAAGCAGGGCGCUGGGGAGACGGAGACAACCGGCAGAGCGAGCCCUCAACAUGUGACCUUUGACCUUGACAGUGACCUCUCGGACACUCUGAACUCGGGCGCAGGGGGGUUUUCCUUUUCCCCCGCUGGCGUCCAGGCGCCCCCCCUCACCUUGUCCCUCUCGCCGGCGCUCAGCCCGGAGGAGUUUGAGCGCCUGUGGACGCAGCGACGGGCGCCGCCUGCAGAGGAAGGUGCUGAGGAGCUGGACUACGUGUGCUUGGAAGAACGCAUCCGAUGCCCCGCCGUACCCCACUGCUCCCCACAAAGCCUGCAGGCCGCCAUGCAGCUGGUCAACAUCCAGACGCUGGCCUUCACGGCGGCCCACGCCUCCCCCUGGAGGGUCUACCUGUACACGCACGCCCAGCAGGCCGCCCGCAGCGCGCUCAUACUGGGCCAGCUGCUGUACGCUGGAGAGGACGAGGACGAGGACGAGGCUGGGCUAAGCGAAGGACCGUCCCCACGCGGGCGAGAGGAGGAAGUAAAAGUGACUCUUAAACAGCGGCCGAGAGACGAGAAGGCUCUGCAGGGGUUCCUGUCCAUCCUCACAGCCGUGCUGCACACGCUGCCCUUCAACACGCACUGAGACAUGAAUGAAUCCAUUAAACCAGACGCCGAGUCCGCUGGAAAGUCCUCUGCACGUUGGAACCCAAGUAAUCAGAAGCUGCAGUAGUUCAGUGGUCUUCACAGGUGGAUCGUCCUCAUAAAGGGCUGAGCUCAUGUGUUUGGCCUGAGGGAGGCGCUGUUCACCACUAGUGCUGAAUCACUGCACUAAAUCUAAUCUCGCACUUUUGGGUUUAAGAGUGAAAAUAAUGUGUAUUUACUGUGAUUACUGGUUCCCAUCGCGCAGCACAGAGGGGAGGGUGUGUUUUCCGUGUGCGUGUGUGUGUGUGUGUGUGUGUGUGUGUGUGUGUGUGUGUGUGUGUGUGUGUGUGUGUGUGUGUGCGUGUGUGUGUCAGCUUACUCUUGAAGGUCAUGAAGUCAUUCAAAAAUAAAACAAAUAUUUGGACUCUAA
Molecule: messenger RNA, 2910 nt
Organism: Gasterosteus aculeatus aculeatus (three-spined stickleback)
Lineage: Eukaryota; Metazoa; Chordata; Actinopteri; Perciformes; Gasterosteidae
Gene: ap4b1
Product: adaptor related protein complex 4 subunit beta 1
Biological process (GO): intracellular protein transport; vesicle-mediated transport
Cellular component (GO): clathrin adaptor complex; membrane coat
Source: RefSeq, a predicted model, not a curated record